UGCGAUUUGUUUCGUUAUUUACGUUUAAAAAACGAUAGAGGACAGUUCGUCGAUUUUAGCGGUUAUCUUGGCGAUGAACUAUUUAUGAAGGUUUGUCAGGUCGUAAGUCUCGUACGAACUGACUCGAUAACGCUCAUAACCUAUCCUGUUAGUUUUUUUCGCCGAAUGGAAAAAUAGUCAACUUUUGUUAAAGCACUCGGUAAUUUUUCGAGAAGAAAUAAUGAUUGUGCAAACCAAGUUGGGACCGAUACGUGGUAAGGAAUGCGAAUCUUUGGUGAAUGGUAAAAAAUUCUAUAGUUUUUUAGGCAUUCCUUAUGCCAAGCCACCGAUUGGAGAGCUACGUUUUAUGCCUCCAGUUCGUGCUGAAGGUUGGCUCGGUAUAUAUGAUGGCACAUUCGAUCGAGAUCCAUGCACCCAAGGGGAGACGAUCACUGGUACGAGAUUCGUGGGAUCUGAGGAUUGUCUUUAUUUGAAUAUACAUACGACUGAGAUAUCUUCAACCAAACUGAAACCAGUCAUGUUCUAUAUUCAUGGUGGUGGAUAUUUGCAAGGUUCAGGACUGAGUACUUAUCGUGGAGCUGAUUACUUGAUGCAUCGCGAUGUUAUCUUAGUUACCAUUAACUACCGACUGAAUUGCUUAGGGUUUUUGAAUCUCGGAAUACCAGAAUGUCCUGGCAACGUAGCUUUGAAAGAUCAACUGAUGGCUUUAAAAUGGGUCAAAAACAAUAUCAAAGAAUUCGGAGGCGAUCCGGAUAACAUCACGUUGUUUGGGAGUAGUGCCGGAGGAGCUUGUGUGAAUUUUUUCCUCGUUUCACCGCUGGCCAAAGGUUUAUUUCAAAAAGCCAUCAUCCAAAGUGGCACAGCAUUAGCAGUAUGGGCCCUAACUCAUCGACCGACUGAAAUAGCGUUCAUGUUGGGUCGUAAAUUGGGCUAUCAAGGAGAUGAUCCUCGAAGUCUGGUACAGCAUUUGAAAACUUUACCGGCUGUCGACCUCAUUCGAGCCAGUUUGGCUGUAUUUGGCGGAGCGACCAUGAAAUACCCGAUGACCUGUUUCGUGCCUGUUUUCGUACCCUCUGUCGAAAAAGACGCGAAAAACGCAUUUCUACCAGACUACCCGGAAAAAUUAUGGCCAGCGGCUGAGCCAAAGCUGUGCAUGUUCGGGCAUAAUGGUCUCGAAGCGUCAAUUAUGUGGCCUAUUAUACCCGAAAGUGCGCGUAAAGAUGCUAUGAAAAUAUUCCCCCAUGUUCUCAAAAACAACUUUCAAGUAUCCAAUCUCGACUUGGACAGUGUAACGGAAAAGAUUAGGGAGUUUUAUGGGUGCACUGGAGACCAGAGUGAAACAGAAUGGCAGAAAAUGUUGCAGUUUGUUUCCGAUGUAUUUGAUUAUCGUUUCCAUGAUUCGUACGUGUAUCUUCAACAAGCCGGUAUCCCACCUUAUGUGUUCUUCUUCAGCUAUUACAAUCCCGAAGCUGCCGCCAAAAGUAAAGGAAUCAGGCAACGUUUAGCUGGAUCGUUUCACGGUGAAGAAGAAGAAUUCUUGUUCGUUCAAAAAUACCCACCAAUACCUUUGAGAGUAAAAGGAGAUGAUUUAAAAGUGAUGAAUAAUAUUUGCAACCUUUGGACGAAUUUUGCUAAAUUUGGUAAUCCAACCGAAGGUAUGAAUAACGUAGAUCAAUGGAAACCAUCCACAACAGAUUCGCCUCAUUACCUUCAAAUCGAUAAAGAUUUGAAAUUAAUCGAAGGAAAAUUGGGUUCGGAGAGAUCAUCAUUUUUAGCUAAUGUACUCGAUAAUGCAGAGAUAAUCGAUAUACUGUAAACAAUUAUUCAACCAACCAUCUCAAUCGUCAAUAUUUUUGAUUGAUGAUUUUGGUUUCAAAAAUACAAACGUGUGUAUCGUCGGAUCUGAA
Planococcus citri (citrus mealybug) is the source of this 1907-nucleotide messenger RNA. RefSeq names its product esterase FE4-like. NCBI's taxonomy places the organism in Eukaryota, Metazoa, Arthropoda, Insecta, Hemiptera, Pseudococcidae. The record is from RefSeq and is a predicted model, not a curated record. The coding region runs from base 221 to 1816 and encodes 531 amino acids. Gene Ontology annotation, molecular function: hydrolase activity. The transcript is spliced from 10 exons.